Messenger RNA from Sphaeroforma arctica JP610, 1805 nucleotides. RefSeq lists its product as hypothetical. NCBI's taxonomy places the organism in Eukaryota, Ichthyosporea, Ichthyophonida. The record is from RefSeq and is a predicted model, not a curated record. Gene Ontology annotation, molecular function: SNARE binding. Gene Ontology annotation, cellular component: EARP complex. The coding region runs from base 1 to 1140 and encodes 379 amino acids. The transcript has 10 exons. Gene Ontology annotation, biological process: endocytic recycling; retrograde transport, endosome to Golgi.
AUGGAGGAUUUCCAAGAAAAGUUGGAGGAGCCAAUCAUAUGCGCCACAACUCUCAAUGUCGUGCGGCUGAUUGGACGAUACAUGCAAGUGCUGCACGCUAUCCCCAACGCCCACGACGACGUCUUCGCCGGCGUUGCGCAGUUGGUUGACUAUUAUCUGUUUGCCGUUUACCAAUUCUUCGGAACGCCAUUGCCUGCGCGUGGAGCUGCUCCGAGUGGUGGUACUCUCUACUCCAGUAGUCCCAGCAGUCCCACCCCACGCACCACUGUGCCGGCUAACAAGUUUGAGACCGUUCUCGGAUCUGAGGGGCUGUCACGGCUACUGAUUAAAAUGCGCGGCAUGGUGUCCAGUGGUGGUAUGCACAUUGCACCGGGACAACUGGUGGCCACCCCAACCAUAGCGCCAUCAGUCCCAAUCAGCAACAAACAGGAGCUGUGUGGGUUGGCUGCGCGUGUGUGUGGCCUUGAGUCGCUCAAGUACAUCGCCAAUGUCCUCAAUGACCUCAAACCAACAUUCCUGGCCAUCUGCCCCAGCACCACACUCGUCAAACUACACGCCUUCUACAAAGAAACGGUCAAUCAGAUCGAUGACUUGGUCGCGUACUGCUACCGCAACAUCGCCACUAAACUCAUGCGCUAUGAUCUGCCGUUGAGUGAAAUGAAUGCCAUGAGAUGGGAUCUGCAUGACAUUUCCACAGAGCAGCACAAGUACGUUGACACCACCAUCCGGCAGUGCCAGCAGUUCAGCGACCGCCUAACCCAACUGGGCUAUGAGAAGAUCCCGCCUGUGGUACAAGAACACGUGUGGAGUCAGGUCAUCCGUGUGACCAUGUUCAUGUUCAUUGAGGGCUUUUCUAGUGCGCGGCGUUGUUCAAACGAGGGCCGUGCGAUGAUGAUGUUGGAUCUCAAAACGUUUGUGCCAGUGCUCGAGUCACUCACCACUCUCAGGCCCAUUCCCUAUGUGAAGCCAGUGGAGCUGUUCAUUAAGGCGUUCUACCUACCUGAGCCUGCCCUGGAGGAAUGGUUAACCGAAAGCACAGUCUACACCAAACGCCAACUGGAGACAUUCAUCAGACACACCGCAACCGUCGAUCAAUUCGCACGCACGCGAUUACUGGCCAUUCUGAGUGCCAAGAAGUGAGCUGCGUGUCACGAAGUCUUUGGCAGUGGACUGUCACAAUGUUUCUGCAUUGGACUGUCACAAUCCUUCUAUAGCGGAUUUGCUUUACACUUCAAUUGGGCGGAGCCAUAAGUCCCGAUGAAGAGAGCGCGGCAUCAUGAAUCACCAGCGUAUUAUACUCGCAGGGCAGUGUGGCAUGCUAGGGCGUGCCCAGUCAAGAGGUCCUGUGGAUCAGAAUGACAGCCGCGAUGUCUUAGGUCUCUUGGCUGCGAGUGUCCUGCGCCGCUGUUGAUUCGGCCGUGGCAUAGCUGGCGAUCGCAGUGUCAUCGCUUGGGCAAUUGCGACCUGCGCUGUGUGCUUUAUCUCUGUGCAUUGGCUGUGUAGCCUUGCGUUGCAUGAGUGGAUCACGCAUUGGUUGACUAGAGAGGUACCUGAGAUACCGCUUGAACUGUGCUGAGGUGGUGCUGUUUGGAAGCGUUCCCUUGGCACUCCUUGCAUCGCCCGCUCGCAAUGUAGGUUCUGCGGAUAAACUUUAACUACAUCAGGACAUUUGUUUAUAGGUAAGAUAGCCUCUGCGUCUACCUUGUUCUUAUGUAGACCUUUGCGAAACUUCUUAUUAAAAGCCUUCAAUACGUCUGGGUCAUCGAAUGCCGAUGGGGGUGGAUCGUAUUGUGCGCCAUCUGCAA